Messenger RNA from Symsagittifera roscoffensis, 4265 nucleotides. Its product is annotated as vinculin-like. Gene Ontology annotation, cellular component: plasma membrane; adherens junction; cell-cell contact zone. The transcript is spliced from 24 exons. Bases 14 to 3385 code for a protein of 1123 amino acids. The record is from RefSeq and is a predicted model, not a curated record. NCBI's taxonomy places the organism in Eukaryota, Metazoa, Xenacoelomorpha, Acoela, Convolutidae. Gene Ontology annotation, molecular function: beta-catenin binding; actin filament binding; alpha-catenin binding. Gene Ontology annotation, biological process: cell adhesion.
AAAUAGAAAUGUGAUGAAAUUCCCCACUACUGAUAUUCAGUCCAUUUUGGAGCCAGUCUCCUUCCAGGUGCAGACGUUCAUUGAGCUGCACUCGUUUGGGGAGAAGGGACACUCGAUUCCAGACAUAUCAGAGCCAUGCAACGACGUCCGAAAACAUAUCUCAAACCUAGUCAAGGCAGGCCAGCAGCAGAGUGACUCAGCCUCUCCCGAUGACUCAUUCAUGAAGAGGGAGAUGCCCAGGGCUCUGGACCCUCUAGUGACGUCAUCCCAGUUGAUAGAAGAGUCAGCCAGUCUGAUCAAGAGAGACGGGAGAUCUGCCACUGGCAGGUCAAAAUUGAUAGACGCGUGCAGAAACAUCCUCUUCGGCACUUACAAGGUGUUGAUCGUGAAUGACGAGAGCAAUGUGAGGAAACUGGAGCAGAGCAUUAAGAUGCUGAUGGAUGCAUUUUACUGCACAGAAGCCGCCACUUCAGUUCAACAGCUGCUCGACUUCCUCAAGAAUGUGUACCAGCCCUUCUUCAAAGUGAUUGAGGAAGUGAAGGGUAGGGCUAAUAUCCUCACCAACAAAGACUGUUCAGUCGCUCUCGUGUUCCACUCUGAUCUAUUGGCUAAACUAUUGGAGCCAUUUGUAAACUCUGCAAAACUGGUAUUCAUCGCCAGAGAAAGUUCCUCAGUAUCUAAUAUGUACAGUGAGCGAUGUCGGAUGUUCUUCACCAAACGCAUCCUGGACGAAUUCUCAACCAUCCUAAAACUCCUUCUGUUGAGCAGAGCAGGCAUGAACUGGUUCGAACCAGACUCGGUUUCAGUGGGAAUCGAACUGCAGCCUGGUGAUGAGAACUGCUCUGUGAAUCAACACGGGGCUAUUAUUAGGAACCAUUUGUACAAUAUGAAGCAUGGACUGUAUGAGAGGUGCAAAGAGUGGAUUAAUAACGAUAAAGAGACGGAUGAAAAUUUGGGUUUCCUGUUCAUGGACAACCUGCUCUACGAGGCUAAGUGUCUGUCGGAUGUGAUUGAGAAAGUGACGGGGGACGGGGAGGGGGCGGACAGGAUCAGGAGCAAGUGUGACAUUGUGGACCAGACUGCGGCUCAGUUGUCCGAACUGAGGAAGAAGGGACAGGCCUCCUCCCCCGAAGCCCGCCAACUGCAACAAGUGUUGCUCAACUCCCUGGAUCAACUAAUUGAGCAAUGUGACGACGCAUGUCUCCAACACGUGACCUCAUCCGAAGGGAGACUGCACCCCCUGCCCAGUACAAUGUAUGGUCUGCUGGACGAAGUGAAGACGUGGCUGGAGAAUCCAGAUGUGAAUGCGGACAGUGGAUCGCAAUCUCUGGAUGCGAUUGUGAAGUUGGGCUGGAACUAUGCCAGACAUCUGGGAGGAGACGAACAAAGUGUUUUGAAGUCCAAGUGCAGCGGUUUGAGGGAGCCUAUGCAGCGUCUAGUCAAACUGGCUAAUAAUCAUCAGGGCCACAGCGAGGAGGGAGUGCGUUUAGUGGGUGUGUUGCACUCUGGCAUAGCAGCUGUCAUCCAGCAGAUGAGGACUUCACUCUCACAGCAGGUAGUGGAUACCUUCGUGGAUCCCCAUGCGACCAUCAACAGACUAGUCCAGUCAGCCCAAUCUCUAUCACCGGACACUGGGAGCAGUGGUAGGAGUGAGAUGGAGUUUGAUGGUAGACUGGACCAGUUCCAGCAGAUGGCCAGAAGGGCAGUGGCCACAGCCUCCCACUUCGCCCAACUGAACGAGGCAGAGGACCAGGACACUCUCAGGAACACGGCCAGACAGGCCAAACAGCUGAAUGACUUGAUCCCAAUUCUGAGUGCAGCAGCCCAAUUGUGUUUCUCAACUGACAAGAGUGAGGAGGAGAGGAGUGGAGAGAGUGUGAAACAGUUGGUGGAUCUGCAGACCCUCUGGGUGGACAACAUGGACCAGCUGCUGGCAUACAUUGACUCAACUAUCGAUUUGGAACUGUUCAUUGAGGCAUCCGAGUUGACCUUAGAAGAUCUUCUCAAAAACUGUCUCCUCUCUCUCCAAAAUGAAGACCAGAAGGCGUUUGUGGUUCAUUCAACCACUUUGAUCAGCUGCAUACACAGAGUGGCUCAGGUGUGUGAGGCACAAGGAGUGCAGCUAGACGAAGAAUGGGUGAGGGUGAAAUUGGCAGAAUACUGUGCCAGUCUCAAAGGACAGGUACAGCCCUUUGUGUCUCUAGCGACGAAGUUUGCGAGGGAUCCCAAGAAUAGGCAGACCACUUUGGACUUCCACCACAACUCACACGAGGUAUUGGACGUUGUGAAUGCGAUCAAGGAGUUAUUGAAACAGUACUAUGGACCUCGCAUAGUUCCCGUGCAGAGCGGAAACGACGAAUUCUAUACUUCAUCCCUCUACUAUUUCAUCUCCCCUCUCAAAAUGAGACAACAGCAGAAGCAACUGGCCAAUGAGAGUGAAGCAAAUGGCCAAGAGGAUGGAGAGGAUGAAGACGAAGUGCCUGAAAGACCCCCACCACCUUCUACUGGAGUGUACACCAAAGUGCCCCUCCGUCCCCCCAGUCCAGUGUUAGAAGAGGAGGAGGAGGAGGAAGAGAUUGUGGAGGCUCCCCUGCCAGAGGAGCACAGACCCAUCCAGAAGGCGGCCCAUGAGCUGCACAUGGAAGUGAGACAGUGGCAGAGUCAGGGCAAUGACAUCAUUACAUCGGCUAAGAGGAUGGCAGUGUUGAUGGCCAAGAUGUCCAGGAUUGUGAGGGGCGAAGAGGGAGCCAAGUUCGAUUUGAUAGAGACAGCCAAGUUGAUCGCUGAGUCUGCCAUGGCGGUGUACAGACUGGCCAAUCAGGUGGCAGAGCAGUGCCAAGAGAGGAAGAUUAGCAAGAAUCUGCAGAAUGUGGCCCACAAGAUCCCCACCUUGGCCACCCAGCUAAACAUCCUCUCCACUGUCAAGGCCACAACCAUUGGGGGAGUUGCAAAUGAUAACUCGUUAAACGGGGCAGAUAUAGCCCUGAAGCUAGACAAGUUGGCCACUUCUAUCGGCAUAGAGGCAGCCGCCACUGAGCUAGAAAGGGGGGGCACUGCCAAGCCCACGUCCCAGCUGGACGAAAUAGCCCAGAAUGUGGCGGCUGAUGAUCAAGCUACCAAAGAUGACAUUGAGGCGACUGAGAUGCUGGUGUUGAAUGCGCAGAACAUUAUGACGUCAGUUAAGGACACUGUGCGUGCGAGUGAGGCAGCCAGCAUCCGCAUCAGACUGGACCAGGGACACGCGUUGAAGUGGGUGAGAAAGCGACCAGCUGGUGCGCAUCACUCUUCGGGAAUGUUGAGUUACUCAGUGUCGCUCAAACAGAAACAGCAAGUGAGGCUGAAUGCACAGAAAGCGGCCGAGAUGGCGAUGAGUAAGCGGAAUUGAAACUGAAGAUUGAACAGCGUUGAAGGGAAAUUGGGGCAAUUUUUUUAGAUAUCGUUUUAAACCGAAGUUUUGUGAUAGUUUUAAAAUCUUACGUUAAAUCUUGUAACUAUUUCCCCGAGGUAACUUUGUUACUAGGCACAAAUUUUUAGAUGCUGAAUCGUUGAAUUAGUCCUCUAUAGGGUUGGAAAUUAUUCACUUGGCAUCAUUGCGGGAAAAAUUUAACGAGAUUCUUCAUGCUUUAUUUGCUCAAUGGGCAUGCAAUUUGUAUAAAAUUUACCGUUACCAAAAAGUUUUGCAGCUGAUAGUUUUUGGUUAAUUAUAAAAAAUUGGGAAAGUAAAUAGUCAUAAAUGCAGUUUCUUGUAAUAAUGAAUAAAUGAAAGCUGGCCGUUGGAGCAAAUCUCUGAUAUUGACUAACAUGCUUUUGAAAUAGUAUUUUUUAUAUAAUUUUCAGAAACAAAUUGAAACUUAUGGCUGGUUUAAUUGACUAGUCUGUGCAAUUAUUGUUCCAAGAUCCUGAAAACAGUGAGCGUUGCUAGUUCGGAAAUCAAGUUCAACAUAUAAACUGAAGAAAAAAAGAUGCUAUACAUUUUUCAUGGUUUUAAUCUUACUUCAAAUGCAUUUUCUAUAAAUCUAUUCGACAUAUUUAGCCAACCCUCAAAUCAACCCUUAAUAUCAUGCUUAUCAUCAUCAUCGUGUCUCGUUCGUUGAUUACUCUGGAUUUUGUACGAUGUUCCUGUCACAAUUGCGCCGUGAUAUCAUCCUCACAUUCACAUUGCAGAUAUAUUAAUUAGUAUUCGGCUUAUUUCUUGUUCUUGUACAGAUAUCAAAAUCGUUUCAAUUAAUAGUUUUUUCACCAGUAAUUGUGAAGUUUAAAAAUUG